AUGGACGUGCGCGUGACGACGCCGUAUGACGAAGAACUGGAAGACAUCGAAGAAUUUAACAACCGCAUACUAGCCACCGAGACGCUGAAGCACAAGGGGGAAAAUGUGCAGCGCAAGGGAGACGAGGCGUGCCCGAAUAUAAAAAAGCUGGUUCUGCCGGGAGAAGCAAUCCUCAGUAAGAAGGACAAGGGCAGGUUCUUGAAAGGCAGUGGAUUGUACGAAGAGGACGAGAAAUAUUUUGCAUGCAUCGUAGGCACUGUAAACUAUAUUAACAAGUUAGUGUACGUAGAACCGUUAAGAGGGAAAUACACAGGUGCAGUAGGAGAUCUCCUGGUUGGAAAAAUAAAAGACAUAAGUAACGACAAGUGGGUUGUUGAGAUUGGCUCCUACUGCAAAGCACUGCUGUCCAUAUCGCAGACAAACAUCAGCGUCUUCUCUCAAAGAAUAAGACUUUACAAUGAUGUCAUUAAUAUGAUUAAUAUAUAUAAGCCGAACGACAUUAUAGCAUGCGAGGUGCAGAGAAUCCUCCCCGAUGGGUGCAUUAUCUUACACACAAGAUCCUCCAUAUAUGGGAAAUUGUCUAAUGGCAUCCUAAUCACCGUCCCGCAAACGUUAAUACAGAACCAGAAGAAGCAUAUUUUUGUCUUCCCUUGUAAUGUCCAGGUUAUACUUGGCAUGAAUGGAUUCAUUUGGGUUUCUUCACCCAUUAAGAAGUCCAAGGAGACGAACCCCAACAGCGUGGAUGAGGACAUCGAGGACAACAAAUUUGAGGAAGUGGACGAUACCACCAGGAGGAACAUUAGCAUCAUCAGCAACAUAAUUAAGUUGCUCGCCAAGUAUCACAUAAAUAUUAACUAUGACAUUGUCACCAAGAUUUAUAUGCACUACACCUCCAGCAGUAACAACUCGGCCAGCUACAUUUUGAAGCCCUACGUCUCGGACUCCUACCUCUUCAGCUACAUAGACAAGUUCGCCCAGUGGGGGUGA
Plasmodium inui San Antonio 1 is the source of this 987-nucleotide messenger RNA. RefSeq names its product exosome complex component RRP4. Gene Ontology annotation, biological process: nuclear polyadenylation-dependent rRNA catabolic process; U4 snRNA 3'-end processing; TRAMP-dependent tRNA surveillance pathway. NCBI's taxonomy places the organism in Eukaryota, Apicomplexa, Aconoidasida, Haemosporida, Plasmodiidae. The transcript has a single exon. The coding region runs from base 1 to 987 and encodes 328 amino acids. The record is from RefSeq and is a predicted model, not a curated record. Gene Ontology annotation, molecular function: RNA binding. Gene Ontology annotation, cellular component: cytoplasmic exosome (RNase complex); nuclear exosome (RNase complex).